This is a messenger RNA of Ornithodoros turicata, 445 nucleotides long. RefSeq lists its product as uncharacterized. The coding region runs from base 47 to 355 and encodes 102 amino acids. Lineage: Eukaryota; Metazoa; Arthropoda; Arachnida; Ixodida; Argasidae. The transcript is spliced from 6 exons. The record is from RefSeq and is a predicted model, not a curated record.
GCUGCCACACGUAAGCAACGUUUCUCUAACACCAGCAGGAGAGACCAUGAAGAUUGUUUUCGCGAUCUUGGUAGCCGCCACAACCUGCGUGCUUUCCACAGACGGUUUAGACAUAAAAAGCAUCGUUACCAAGGCAAAGGCAUGCCUUGAAAUGAAGGACGACGGUCAAAAUACCAACACGGGAAACCUUAUGGCAUCGAUUUUAAGUAACGCUGAUAAGCUCGCAAAGUGCUUGAAGCUUGGCGAUGCUCAAGAAAUGGUUAAUUGCUUUAUUAAUGCAAUGGGGUUCUCGGGUGCCAAAGCCCAAUGUCUCAGGGAGAACGCAGCCAAGAUCCUCUCCAGUUCGAGUACUUGAGAAGACGUGUUCUGCACAACACGUCUCCGAUCCUUGGUGCAAUAUUUCCCUUCAGAUGGUGCGGCACGAAUAAAGCUGCGUUUAAGUUCA